Molecule: messenger RNA, 1518 nt
Organism: Linum tenue
Lineage: Eukaryota; Viridiplantae; Streptophyta; Magnoliopsida; Malpighiales; Linaceae
Source: the annotation of a GenBank genome assembly
AUGGAUUCGCCACCACCACCCAAGAAUCAGCAACUAGUCCACUUCGUCCUGUUCCCAUUCAUGGCGCAGGGCCACAUGAUCCCCAUGGUCGACAUCGCCAAGCUCCUAGCCUCCCGCCCGGGAGUCGUCGUCACAAUCGUCACCACCCCGGUCAACGCCGCCCGGUUCAGACCCUCAAUCGACCGUGCGGUCAACGAAUCCCACCUCCCAAUCACCAUGAUCCCCCUCCGCUUCCCCGCCGCCGAGGCAGGGCUCCCGGAGAACUGCGACAUGCUGCCUUCCAUCUCUUCCAUGCUCGACAUCUGCAGGGCCGCCGCGCUGAUGGAGCCCGAGGCCCAAUCCCUCUUCGAAACGAUGCGACCGCGCCCCAGCUGCAUCAUCGCCGACGUCACGCUGCCGUACACCAACAGGAUCGCGAGGAGGUUCGGCGUCCCGCGGAUCAACUUCAACGGGUCCAGCUGCUUCAACCACCUCUGCAUCCGCUGCAUCAUGAUUCACUCGGAGGAGGUGGGUCGUUGGGGCGACGACGACGAGUACUUCGUCCUCCCGGGGUUCCCGGGAGGGGUCCGAUUCACCGGGGCGCAGCUACCGAUGCGACCCGGGAAUCGGUGGGACGGGGUGCAGGAGGAGACGGAGGAGGAUAGUAUCGGGGCGGACAUGGUGGCGGCCUUGUCGGAGGCACACGGGACGAUCAUGAACACGUUCGAGGAGCUGGAGGCAGAGUAUCUGAAAGAAUGCAGGGGAGAGGAACAGGGGAGGAUAUGGGCCGUGGGGCCCGUUUCGCUCGUGAAUCGUUUCGAAACGGAUAAGUUGGAGAGAGGGAACUCGGCAUCGUUGUCGUCGUCGAAUGACCGAUGUAUAAGUUGGUUGGAUGGAAAGAGAUCGAAUUCGGUGAUUUACGUUUGUAUGGGCUCGCUGUGCAACCUGUCGUCGGCGCAGCUGAUCGAGCUGGCGCUGGGGCUGGAGGCGUCGGACCGAGGGUUUGUGUGGGCGGUUAGGGAGACGGAGAAGACCGGGGAGCUGUUCGAGUGGAUGGCGGAGGAAGGGUACGAGGAAAGGGUUUCGAGGAGAGGGACGGUGGUUCGAGGCUGGGCGCCUCAGGUUUUGAUCCUGUCACACCCUGCGAUCGGAGGGUUCCUCACGCACUGCGGGUGGAAUUCCUGUCUGGAAGGGAUCAGCGCCGGGGUUCCCGUGGUGACGUGGCCCUUGUUUGCGGAUCAGUUCUGCAACGAGAAGCUGAUCGUCGAGGUACUAAAAACUGGAGUGAAAGUUGGGGCGGAGCGUCCCAUUUUUUACGACGGGAAGGAAUUGACGGAGGUAGCUGUGAUGAGGGAGCAAGUUGAGAGGGCAGUGAGAUCGGUGAUGGAUGGUGGAGAUGAAGGUGAAGAGAGGAGGAAGAGAGCGAAGGAGCUCGCCGAAAUGGCGAAAACAACUAUGGAAAAUGGAGGAUCUUCUCAUAGAAAUGUUACCAUGUUGAUUGAGGAUAUCAUUGAACUACAAGAACAAAAGACAAUGUAA